Molecule: messenger RNA, 635 nt
Organism: Scophthalmus maximus (turbot)
Lineage: Eukaryota; Metazoa; Chordata; Actinopteri; Pleuronectiformes; Scophthalmidae
Gene: nppb
Product: natriuretic peptide B
Exons: 3
Coding region: 49-459 (136 amino acids)
Biological process (GO): receptor guanylyl cyclase signaling pathway; neuropeptide signaling pathway; cGMP biosynthetic process
Cellular component (GO): extracellular region; cytoplasm; nucleus
Molecular function (GO): hormone receptor binding; hormone activity
Source: RefSeq, a predicted model, not a curated record
AAAGAAUCCACAGCUCAUCCAUCCAUCAACAAGAACUCAGACAGAAACAUGCAUUUGUCUCUGAUUCCCCUCUGCGGUCUCCUCCUCAUCUUAAACCUGCAGCAGUCCAGCACAUAUCCCGUCAGCACGGGCUUGUCUGACACUGACAUGGACAUCUUGAAGGUGCUGCUCCACAGACUACAGGAGUCCGUUUCCGAGCAGACUGAGGUGGACCAGAGAGUGCCUGCAGAGCAGGAUGGCCUGGACAGUCUGCAUGUAGAGGGGGUGGGAGCAGAUGGAUGGCAACCCCAAAGUGGACUGGAUGAGGCAGCGAUUAGGGAAUAUUUCUCAGCCAAGAACCUGAAGAACGUCCGCAACGACUCGUCCAGGAGAUCCUCUGGCUGCUUUGGUCGACGGAUGGACAGAAUAGGCUCCAUGAGCUCUCUGGGGUGCAACACUGUUGGCAGAAGUUCAAAGUAAAGAUGAAGUCUUACAUCUACAUUCUGGAACUACAAUGCCUCUUCCAAAGGAUAUUUUCAUCUGAAUGCUAUUUAUUUACUAAUAUUUAUUGAACAUUUUUUUGUGGUUUUGAAGUAUAUUUACUUAAAUUGGACGCAAGAUUGCCCUGUAUUAUGAAUGUUUUAAUAAAUGUUUAC